CAAUCUCACUGGCAAAAAACGCGCGGAGGAACCACAAACCCCAGAAGCCCUCGCGCCCACCCUUCUCCCUCCCUCUCUCGGAGCCGAGUGCUGUUUUUGUUGUUGGUGAAAGGUGAGGGGACAGCUGAUCCGUCGGUGGGGAGGGCAGCCAUCUCAGGGCCAGAAUGGAAGAAUCAUCGCUAAGCCGGGCACCAUCCCGGGGUGGAGUCAACUUUCUGAAUGUGGCCCGGACCUACAUUCCCAACACCAAGGUGGAGUGUCACUACACGCUCCCCCCAGGCACUGUGCCCAGUGCCAGCGACUGGAUUGGCAUCUUCAAGGUGGAGGCUGCCUGUGUCCGGGAUUACCACACGUUUGUGUGGUCUUCGGUGCCUGAAAGUGUAACUGAUGGUUCCCCCAUCCAUGCCAGUGUCCAGUUCCAAGCCAGCUACCUGCCCAAACCCGGAGCCCAGCUCUACCAGUUCCGGUACGUGAACCGCCAGGGCCGGGUGUGUGGGCAGAGCCCCCCUUUCCAGUUCCGAGAGCCACGGCCCAUGGAUGAACUGGUGACCCUGGAGGAGACUGACGGCGGCUCUGACAUCCUGCUGGUUGUUCCCAAGGCAACUGUGCUGCAGAACCAGCUGGAUGAGAGCCAGCAAGAGAGGAAUGACCUGAUGCAGCUGAAGCUGCAGCUGGAGGGGCAGGUGACAGAGCUGAGGAGCCGAGUACAGGAGCUCGAGACGGCUCUGGCGUCCGCCAGGCAGGAGCACGUGGCACUGGAGGAGCAGUACAAGGGGCUUUCCCGGUCCCACGGGGAGCUCACGGAAGAGAGGGACAUCCUGAGCCGGCAACAGGGAGACCACGUGGCCCGCAUCCUGGAGCUGGAAGAUGACAUCCAGACUAUCAGUGAGAAGGUGCUGACGAAAGAGGUGGAGCUGGACAGGGUUAGAGACACGGUGAAGGCCCUGACUCGGGAACAAGAGAAGCUCCUCGGGCAGCUGAAGGAAGUGCAGGCAGACAAGGAGCAAAGCGAGGCUGAGCUCCAGGUGGCACAGCAGGAGAACUGUCGCUUGAAUUUGGAGCUGCAGGAGGCCAGGGGCCGGCAGGAGGAGCAGAGUGCUCAGGCCCAGCGACUGAAGGACAAGAUGGCCCAGAUGAAGGACACCCUCGGCCAGGCCCAGCAGCGGGUGGCUGAGCUGGAGCCCCUGAAGGAGCAGCUUCGAGGGGCCCAGGAGCUUGCAGCCUCGAGCCAGCAGAAAGCCGCCCUUCUUGGGGAGGAGCUGGCCAGCGCAGCGGGAGCCAGGGACCGCACCAUAGCCGAGCUGCACCGCAGCCGCCUGGAAGUGGCUGGAGUCAACGGCAGGCUGGCUGAGCUCAGUCUGCACUUGAAGGAGGAAAAAAGCCAGUGGAGCAAGGAGCGGGCGGGGCUGCUGCAGAGCGUGGAGGCCGAGAAGGACAAGAUCCUAAAGCUGAGUGCAGAGAUACUUCGACUGGAAAAGGCAGUACAGGAGGAGAAGACCCAGAACCAAGUGUUCAAGACUGAACUGGCCCAGGAAAAGGACUCUAGCCUGGUGCAGUUGUCAGAGAGUAGGCGGGAGCUGGUGGAGCUGCGGUCAGCCCUGCGCGUGCUCCAGAAGGAAAAGGAGCAGCUCCAGGAGGAGAAGCAGGAACUGCUAGAGUACAUGAGAAAGCUGGAGGCCCGCCUGGAGAAGGUGGCAGACGAGAAGUGGAAUGAGGACCUUGCCACAGAGGACGAGGAGGCCGCUGCGGGGCUGCGCUGCCCAGUGGCUCUGACAGACUCAGAGGAUGAGUCUCCAGAAGACAUGAGGCUCCCGCCCUACAGUCUGUGUGAGCGUGGAGACCUGGGCUCCUCCCCUGCCACAGGGCCACGAGAGGCUUCUCCCCUAGUCGUCAUCAGCCAGCCAGCUCCCAUCGCUCCCCACCUCUCAGGACCAGCUGAGGGCAGUAGCUCUGACUCUGAGGCUGAAGAUGAGAAGUCAGUCCUGAUGGCAGCUGUGCAGAGUGGUGGUGAGGAGGCCAACCUGCUACUUCCGGAACUGGGCAAUGCCUUCUAUGACAUGGCCAGUGGCUUUGCGGCGGGUCCCUUGUCAGAGGCCAGCACUGGGGGCCCUACCACCCCCCCAUGGAAGGAGUGUCCUAUUUGUAAGGAACGCUUCCCAGCCGAGAGUGAUAAGGAUGCCCUGGAGGACCACGUGGAUGGACACUUCUUUUUCAGCACCCAGGACCCCUUCACCUUUGAAUGAUCCCACCCCCGCGCCCCCAGUACACACACGAAUACACACUUACACACAUGCACACACUCAUAGACAUACACUUAGGUUUCAUGCCUCUUUUCCAACACACUCAGCUCCAUGAUAUUCUGUUGCCUGAGACCCGCUCCUGUGUGAUUUCAUCCCAAGCUCUCCAGCUUCAUCCUCUGCUACCUGGCUCUUCUGUCCAGGCAGGGGUUCCUUCUUGGAAGCAGUGGCUGAAUUUACUCCCUGAAAGUGGUUUGGAGGAACCUGGAUGGAGGAGGCCUUCUCCAGGGGGAAUCAUCACCCCCUCCUGGCCCUGGUUGCUUCUGUCACUCACACCAGCCACUACACCACCACCACCACCGCCACACACACACACACACACACACACACACACACACACUCACACACUCACACUCUCUGGUGCCCCGAAGCCAAUUCCUGGGGCACCCCACCCUCUCUUGUUUGGGGUGUGUGUUUGUUUACCUGAGUUUUCCCUGGGGCCUGGAUUGACAUCAUGACCUCUUUAGGUCUCUACCAGUUCUGAACUUCCCUGGUUCCUCCUUCUUUUGCCCCACUGCCUUCCAUACCCCAGCCCAGCCUUUUCUAUACCAUUAGAUAUUAAGUUUGGAUGUUUCUUUUGUAUUUUUGAGGUUUUCUGUACUCUAUCUCCUGUCCCUCCCUACCACCACCCCCCAGGGUCCUCACAUGGAAAGAAAUGAUGCGUUUGUGCCUUCUGUGAGGGAUGGGAGAACAAAUGGUCCCAGGUGUCCCCACUUGCCAGCCCUCCCUCCCUCUCCAGGUGCCCCCUCAGCAAUAAGAGCUUCCCCCCUGCCAUAUCCCUCUCCCUACCUGUAGCUGGACAAAUAUAUUUAUAUGAUAUGUAUAACUAUUCUAAUAAAAUGUGUUCUUAUCAUGA
Messenger RNA from Orcinus orca (killer whale), 3153 nucleotides. RefSeq names its product calcium binding and coiled-coil domain 1 (gene CALCOCO1). The transcript is spliced from 15 exons. NCBI's taxonomy places the organism in Eukaryota, Metazoa, Chordata, Mammalia, Artiodactyla, Delphinidae. The record is from RefSeq and is a predicted model, not a curated record. Bases 165 to 2243 code for a protein of 692 amino acids.